AUGGCUGUACCUUUCCUGGCGGCCAGCAUUCUGGUGGUGCAUGCUGCUCCGAUCUCCAAUGUGCCAUUACAGAAUGUGCUUAAUACCUGUGGAGGCCACCUUCCAGGCGAAGCCAAAGCUCAGCCAGGCUCACAGCCUAGUACGCGGCGAACACUUCGCUUUUGGAAAGCUCUUGGCCAUUUGAGGGUCAAGAGCUUGAAAGCCAGAGAAGCACCUGAAGUGGACUCCCAGCUGAUAUUUGAAUUUCCCAAAGGGAGUGUGGUGGGCCAAAGCCAACGCAGCUGUGUGCUGGUGGCUGGCCUGUGGCGCUUGCCAAUUUAUCAGCCAAGGAAUCUGACCAGCUUGGUUCAUGAGAGCCGCGAAGGGUGGGUCACGCUGAGUGCCGAAAUGACCGGUGGCCCGCGCUUCUUCUCCCAAGUGGCGGACGGGGAGGUGGAGGCUCUUUCGGCAGCUAAUGCCAGACGUUGCGGAGUGGAACCAUUCCCGGAGGACGGCCUGGUCUUUUUUCAACAAGAGAGCGAGCUGGUAGCCAACAGAGCGUGCGAAAAGGACGUCCACAGCUUAUGCAAGGCACCUGAAGGAUUUCUGAAUCUCAACGAGAACAUGCUAGAGGCGCUUGAAACCAAGGAAUCCUUGAAGAAGGACCUUUGGUUGGUGGUCUCCUACACACCUUGGUGUUCACCAUGCCGUGACUUUCUGGACUAUUUGAGCGCAUUUGUCGGGAAAAAUCUGCCCUCACAAAGCCGAAUGCACCUGGCUGCCGUGAACUGCCAUGAUCGGCAGAAACUUUGCGACUCGUUGGGCCUGAUAGGCCAUCCUAUGCUCAGCACGUUUGGCGGCAAAGGCAUCGAGAAGAUCUUGGACGCCUGGAGUUUCCGUCAAGCCGCCCCUGAGUGGCGCAAGGACCGUUGGACCUUCCCCUCAAAUGUGUCCCUCCUCCUCGAGAUUCUGCCAGAAGAGUUCAAGCUCAAGAAGCCCAGGAACUGCACCCCGUCACGGCGUUGUUCUUCGCUUGAGACGCCAAUGCUCAGUGGUUUGGAAAGUGUGGGACAAGACGGGCAGUUUGGUCCAAGACGCGCGAGCACUUGGAUCGUGGCAGAUGCGUUGCAAGGUCUGAUGGAAUGCUUGGACUUCUCAACGCCUUUCAUCACCUUGAGACAAGUCAGUGCGGUCGAAGCCUUCCUCGCAAUGGUUGACCAGGGGCUGGCAAAGCAGCUGCCGGACUUAAAUCUGAAUGUGAAGGAACACUUGUCGCAUCCGAUCAACACGCUCCAGAGAUUUUUGCAGAAGGUCUUGAGACAAGGAGCCUCGUUGGGAGGCAGAUAUGCGGUUUGCCAAUCAGAGUGGGGGGCAGAAGUGAAGAGCUUCAAGCAGCAGGUGGACACCACCAGGGAAUUGCUAUUGCUACCCCACCGUGCACAGGUGAAUGAGACACGACACUGUGAUGGUUCAUGCCGUGCAUGGACACUCUUGCAUGGCUUGUCUGUGUGGGGCGCAAGUUCCAUCGAGGCUCGAGAGUUUCUACAUGCUCUUUCGGAGAUGUUGGAGAUCCCGGCAUCACCCUUGGCCCACGCAAUAUCCGAUGAGGAUUGUGCUGCAAACAUGUCCUGGAUGGUGGAGGCCCUUGCCACUGAUCGGUACUUCAAUUCUGGAGAAGACUCCUUGAUUUUGUUGCUUUGGAAAUUGCAUGGUGCUUCAUCUGCAUCCAAAGCCUUUCAAUGUAGCCCCGUCCGCGACAUGCGUUGGCCCUCUGGAUCCGAGUGCCCCUCUUGCUGGGGCCGUUGCUUCCGGCAGAAUCGUCUUUGUUGGGCCCCUUGGGAAGACCAGCGCUCAAGAUCAGGAGCUUCAGUUCCAAACAUGGUGGAUGCCUCUCCGAAUCAUCCACAAGUGGUCCAGUAUCUUCGGGGCUGGUAUGGCGGCGCCCUCCCAGUCGAGCCGGCGCAAAAGGUCGUACUGCCUUGCAAUCGUGUUCGCGGCAAGUGA
Durusdinium trenchii is the source of this 1983-nucleotide messenger RNA. The record is from the annotation of a GenBank genome assembly. Lineage: Eukaryota; Dinophyceae; Suessiales; Symbiodiniaceae.